GUCUCCAUUUUCAGAAGGAGAAAAGGCCCAGGAUCCCUUCAUGAGGUCAUGUAAGUAUAAGAAGAGUCCUUAUGCCAGCACUAACACAGCCUGCUGUUCACUCCAGACCGCCCUGAAGCAUCCACCAUGUCUUUUCAGAACAAUGUCCAAAGAACCACAGGGGAAAUGGCUCUGACAACCAUCUUGCUUUUCCAGAUGGGCAUUGGGACUCUGGCCAAUGUCACCCUCUUCUUUUUUAAUGUCUCUCCAAUCUUGUGUGGACACAAGCAGAGGCUCCCCAACACCAUUCUCACCCACAAGGCUGUAGCCAAUCUCUUAGUUCUUCUCUCUGCUGGGAUUCCCCACAAGAUGGCGGCUUUUGUUUUGAGGAAACCCCUGUCCAGUCUUGGGUGUAAAUUGGUAUAUUAUGUACACAGAGUAGCUCGCAGCACCACCAUGUGCUGCACCUGUGUCCUGAGCACCCAUCAUUUCUUCAUACUCAUCCCAGAGAGGGCAGUGUGGACGAUGCUCAGAGGAAGAGCCCCCAAGAUCAUUGAUCCUUCCUGCUGUAUCUGCUGGAUGUUCAGUGUCUUAAUGAAUAUCUAUGUUCCUGUGAAAGUUACUGGUUCACAGGACACAGGAAACAGCAGUGACAUCCUCAGGAAGUGGUUCUGCUCAUCCUCCACUCUGAGUGCAGGCACUGUCAUUCUGUGGUUUGUCUCCGAUGCCAUGUUUAUUGGUCUCAUGAUCUGGUCCAGUGGCUCCAUGGCGCUGUUCCUGUACAGGCACCACCAGAGAAUGCAGUAUAUUCACACCCCCAAUGGCUACCGCAAAUGUUCCCCGGAGACCAGAGCUGCCCACACCGUCCUGAUGCUGGUGGCCACCUUUGUGAACUUUUAUGUGCUAAAUUCCAUUUUUGUGUUUUAUGUCACUGCCUUUUUAGAUUUCCGUCUAUGGUUGAUAGAGAUUUCUAAUAUUUUGGCUUCAUGUUUCCCCACUUUUAGCCCCUUCUUGCUGAUCCUUCGGGAUUCUGGGGUUCCUAGGUCCCACUCUUGAGUUGUUAGAAAUCAAAUGUAAAUAUGCAGAAGACAGCUUAGCUUUGAUAACUACCAUGAUCACUGUAUUCAGUGACCGUUUACUCAGCACUGUUUUUUUUUACAUAAUAUCCACAGUGAUCUUAGAGGGUGAC
Molecule: messenger RNA, 1168 nt
Organism: Herpailurus yagouaroundi (jaguarundi)
Lineage: Eukaryota; Metazoa; Chordata; Mammalia; Carnivora; Felidae
Product: vomeronasal type-1 receptor 1-like
Exons: 2
Coding region: 127-1035 (302 amino acids)
Biological process (GO): G protein-coupled receptor signaling pathway
Cellular component (GO): membrane
Molecular function (GO): pheromone receptor activity
Source: RefSeq, a predicted model, not a curated record